AAAAAGACACUUCAGAAUAGUCCUCAGUCCUGCCGUUGGCAGGAUUCCCAUUCAAGAUUCUCGCCAGUGGGACUCAAGUACUAAGCGAGAUAGUCUUUUGUCACCUCCCCCUUUACUGUUUUGAAAAACAUUAAGAUUAAAAAAACGACAAACGAUCCCCCGCUGCCAAAUGUUAGGAGAGUCCAGAGAAAGGGUCUUGAGAUAGCAUGGGUGUGUCUACACGCAGCUCCCGGAUCCCUCGGCCCCCGCCGCCCUCAGCCUUCCGGCCGUUCUCCCCGGACGCCCCGGCCCCAGCCCCUGCCUUGCCCAGGGAGCGCCUGGACCCCCAGGACCACUGCCGACCCGGCCUCGCGCCUGCGCACUGUGGGCCGCGCGGAGGCCGGGGGCGGGGCGGCCUUAGGUUCCGCCCACCGGCGCGGCUGGAGGGGGCGAGAAAAAGCUUUGCCUCACUUGCAGGCAGCGCUGAGCCGACAGCAGCGGGAGACGCGGUUGCGGGCAGGAUGAGUGCAGUCUCGGACCCUGUGGUCAUCGUCUCGGCGGCGCGGACCGUGAUAGGCUCCUUCAAUGGUGCCUUAGCUACGGUUCCUGUCCAGGAUCUGGGCUCGACUGUCAUCAAAGAAGUCCUGAGGAGGGCCACUGUGGCUCCGGAAGACGUGUCUGAGGUCAUAUUCGGACAUGUUUUGGCAGCAGGUUGUGGACAGAACCCUGUAAGGCAAGCCAGUGUGAGUGCAGGAAUUCCCUACUCGGUUCCAGCGUGGAGCUGCCAGAUGAUCUGUGGGUCAGGCCUAAAAGCUGUGUGCCUUGCAGCCCAGUCCAUAGGGAUAGGAGACUCCAGCAUUGUAGUUGCAGGAGGCAUGGAAAGUAUGAGCAAGGCUCCUCACUUGGUUCACCUGAGAGCAGGAGUGAGGCUCGGGGAGACGGCGCUAGCUGACAGCAUCCUCUGUGAUGGUCUCACGUGUGCAUUUAACAGCUAUCAUAUGGGUGUUACUGCUGAAAAUGUAGCAAAAAAAUGGCAAGUGAGUAGAGAAGAUCAGGACAAGAUUGCAGUUCUGUCUCAGAACAGGACAGAGAGUGCACAGAAAGCUGGUCAUUUUGAUAAAGAGAUUGUACCAGUUGUUGUGUCUUCUAGAAAAGGCCUUAUCGAAGUUAAAACAGAUGAGUUUCCUCGCCAUGGGAGCAACAUAGAAGCUGUGUCCAAACUAAAGCCUUAUUUUCUUACAGAUGGGACAGGAACAGUAACCUCAGCUAACGCCUCAGGAAUCAACGAUGGAGCUGCUGCUGUGGUUCUUAUGAAGAAGUCAGAAGCUGUUAAGCGUGGGCUUACACCAUUAGCACAGAUAGUUUCCUGGUCACAAACUGGCGUGGACCCUUCCAUUAUGGGAAUAGGACCAGUUCCAGCCAUAAAGCAAGCUGUUGCAAAAGCCGGUUGGUCACUGGAAGAUAUCGAUUUAUUUGAAAUCAAUGAAGCCUUUGCAGCCCUGUCUGUUGCAAUAGCUAAAGAACUUGGAUUAAACUCAGAGAAGAUCAACACUCAAGGAGGGGCUAUAGCUUUGGGCCACCCUCUUGGAGCAUCUGGCUGCCGAAUUCUUGUGACCCUGUUACACACUCUGGAGAGAACAGGCGGAACCCGUGGUGUUGCGGCCCUGUGCAUUGGGGGUGGGAUGGGAAUAGCAAUGUGUGUUCAAAGAGGAUAAACUGUUUAAAUUCACUUGAAACUUCAUUUUUCUUAUAACAUUUUAUGUGAAAUCAGGACCAACGUGAGGAAGGAAACCAUCUCCUAUGUGAACCUAAGUUGAUAGCUUGCUGUACUUUUAAUGUGUAAUACUCAAAGAUACAAGACAAAUUGUUAUAAAUAAAAGACAUCAAAUUAAUCAUCAA
Molecule: messenger RNA, 1878 nt
Organism: Nycticebus coucang (slow loris)
Lineage: Eukaryota; Metazoa; Chordata; Mammalia; Primates; Lorisidae
Gene: ACAT2
Product: acetyl-CoA acetyltransferase 2
Exons: 9
Coding region: 207-1694 (495 amino acids)
Biological process (GO): fatty acid beta-oxidation
Molecular function (GO): acetyl-CoA C-acetyltransferase activity
Source: RefSeq, a predicted model, not a curated record